This is a messenger RNA of Entelurus aequoreus (snake pipefish), 4724 nucleotides long. RefSeq names its product partitioning defective 3 homolog. NCBI's taxonomy places the organism in Eukaryota, Metazoa, Chordata, Actinopteri, Syngnathiformes, Syngnathidae. The transcript has 24 exons. Gene Ontology annotation, molecular function: phosphatidylinositol binding; protein binding. Gene Ontology annotation, biological process: establishment of cell polarity; establishment or maintenance of epithelial cell apical/basal polarity; intracellular protein localization. The coding region runs from base 225 to 4205 and encodes 1326 amino acids. The record is from RefSeq and is a predicted model, not a curated record. Gene Ontology annotation, cellular component: apical plasma membrane; cell cortex; apical junction complex.
GACGCGGCGUCUCCUACCUGCGAGGAAACAUUCCUGCUGCCUGCCGCAACAUGUGGACGCCCUCGCCGCGUCACGUCAGCUGGGAGCCCGCUGGGAAGUUUCUCUCAAGUGAGUCACCAGCAGGAGGACGACACCACCCAGUCUCUCUCGCUCUCUCUGGAUAUACAACACUUUGUGACGCCAUGAUGACUUAAAUCUUCUCCACUUUUUCCAAACAUUCGGCCAUGAAAGUCACCGUGUGCUUCGGGCGCACGAAGGUGGUGGUGCCGUGCGGGGAUGGAGACAUUACCGUGAGCAGCCUGGUGGCCCAAGCCGCCAUGAGGUACAAAAGAGCCAUCGCCAAGGACCCCAGCUACUGGGUUCAGGUCCACCGGUUGGAACACCACGACGGAGGAAUUCUGGACCUGGGUGACGUGCUGUGCGACGUGGCGGAUGACAAAGACCGGUUGGUGGCCGUCUUUGAAGAGCAGGACCCUCACAAUGGAGGUGACGGCACCAGCGCCAGCUCCACGGGCACGCAGAGUCCAGAACCGUACGUCGGCCAGCUGAGCCCCACCUCGGCCUUCCAGCCCUACCAGGCCGACGGCGAGAUCGAGGUCACGCCGUCGGCGCUGAGAUCGAACAUGCCUCUCCGCGUCCGUCGCAGCAGCGAUCCCUCGCUGGUUGGCCUUCCCGCCGCGGAAAUUCCACUUGGCGAGGAAGAACCGUCGAGAAGGAACCCGAGUCGCCGGUCAACCGCCGCCGGCUUGCAGAAGCACAACCACAAAGCACGUCCAGACCUUGGCACCAACAGCCUUGAACGGAAGGGCAGGGGAGGCCACACCUACCGGAGUCUUCCUCGCGACGCGAGUGGCAGGACCACUCAGUUCCAGCGAGAGAUGACCAGGUCCUCGCUAAGUGCCAAUCAUCCCAUGGUGGACCGCUGGCUGGAUCGACAAGAACAGGAAGAGGAAGAGGUCAGACGCAAACACAGAGUUGAGCGGAUAGAACCAGUGGGAAGAGCCGACUCCGCCUUGGACCAUUGGCCGCUGCCAAGUCUGGAAGCCAUGCUCAAGCCCGUGGAGGUGUCCAACACAGGAGGGCCCCUGGGGAUCCACCUGGUGCCUUUCAGUUCCCAGGAUUUCAGAACCCAGGGCUUGCUCGUCAAUCGUCUGGAGCGCGGGGGCAAGGCGGAGCAGGAGCGUCUCUUCCAGAAGAAUGAUUGCAUUGUCAGGAUCAAUCAGAGAGAUAUACGCAACCUUCACUUUGAACAAGCCCAGAACAUUUUCCGGCAGGCCAUGGCUUCCACCCUCAUCCUCUUCCACGUGGUCCCCGCCGCCAAGAAGAAGCAGUACGAGCUGCUGGCGGGCAGAAGUGACCUCAGCUCGCCUCAGUCCGGCAGAGUCCGCGUGAGCCAAGGCUCUCUGCAUUCUGGAGACAGGACCAGCCUGAGAACCUCCAGUCUACGGGACUCCCUGGCAGGGAGCAGCCCUGAGCCAAGGCACAGGUACGCCACGCUACCCCAGUCCCUGGUGUCCAGCGCCUCGUCGACCUCAUCGCCUUCCUUGCAGCGCAGGAUAAGCACAACGUUGUCCAACAGCUCCUACGCCACGGGCAGAGGACGCAGCUUCAACAUUCAGUUGAAGAAAGGUCCGGAAGGUCUUGGGUUCAGCAUCACUUCCCGAGAUGUUCCAGUUGGUGGCAGCGCUCCUAUUUAUGUCAAAAACAUACUUGCUCGGGGGGCCGCCAUCCAAGAUGGCAGACUCAAAGCUGGAGACCGUCUUCUGAAGGUCGGUGGUGUGGACCUGAGUGGUAAAACCCAAGAAGAGGUGGUAGCUGUGCUGCGUGCCGCACCCAUGGGUGGGGUAGUCAACCUGUCGGUGACUCGUCCAGAGGAACCCCUGCUGCCUCGAGAAGUGCAAGCGGGUGACGACGACCUGGUCUUGACCCCGGACGGUACGCGAGAGUUCAUGACCUUCGAGAUCCCCCUCAACGACUCGGGUUCUGCAGGCCUGGGGGUCAGCGUCAAAGGCAACCGAUCCAAGGAGAGCCACGCCGACUUGGGCAUUUUUGUCAAAUCCAUCAUCAACGGUGGCGCCGCCAGCAAGGAUGGGCGACUACGCAUCAACGACCAACUCAUCGCCGUCAACGGGGAGUCACUGCUGGGGAAUACCAAUCAGGAAGCCAUGGAAACGCUACGUAAAUCCAUGUCGGUUGAAGGCAACAUUCGAGGGAUGAUCCAACUCAUCGUCGCCCGGCGGUUGGGCCAAAACCAAGAGGAGCUCCCUGGCAGCCCUCCUAUGUCGGACCACCUUGGCAGCCUUCCGGAUAACCAUGAGCGCCGCAUCUCUCACUCCCUGUAUGAAACCAUCGAGGUCUUCAACAAUAUCUCCACACCGUUACCAAAGUCAGUUGGCCGCAUUGGUACAUACCAGCUCUCCCCCACUGUGAACAUGCCCCAGGAUGACAUUGUGCUGAUAGAAGACGACAGACCGCCUGUGCUCCCUCCGCACUUCUCGGACCAAUCGUCCUCGAGCUCCCACGAAGACCUGGGCUUCAUCGGAGGCAACCCGGGACCGUGGAUCCAGGUGCCGGCCGGCCACAACGAAUGCUAUCUCAGUCCUGAUGCAGAUCCGGAUGGUUCUUUCCAAAGGGAGAGCUUCGGUCGCCAGAGUAUGUCGGAAAAACGCACCAAGCAGUACGACAGCGCUUCUCACCUGGACAUCGUCAAGUCACGCAAAUCUAAGAGCAUGGAUCUAGGACAUCCCGUGGGACCGACGCUGGGCCUCAAAAAGUCCAGUUCCCUGGAAAGCCUCCACACCGCUGUUGCCGCGGCGACGCGGAGCGCCGAGAUCAACGUCAACCGGCCGCGCUCGCGGAUCAUCCGAGGCCGGGGCUGCAACGAGAGCUUCAGGGCGGCCAUCGACAAGUCGUACGACAAACCUCACGUCCAACCGGAGGAAGGCGCCAGCAUGGAGACAUUGGACGAGGACACGGACGGGAGCUCGCGAUCCGGCCAGGAUUCGGCGUCCGCCAGCGGGGACCCGGCCCCGGGCCCCGGGCUCAAUGGCAAGCUGGACAAAGAAGAGCGGCUGAAAGACGGCGACAAGACGGAGAAGAAGAAGAAGCCCGAGCGGGACAAAGAGAAGGAGAAGAGCAAAGCAAAGAAAGGCAUGCUGAAGGGCCUGGGCGAGAUGUUCAGGUUGGGGAAGAGCCGCGCUAACGAGCAGGCGGGAGUGGAGAGGAAGAGCUCCGGGCGGGCGAGAGCUGAGGACGUGCAGCCGUCUGAGGAGGACACCCAGAGGAUGAGGCUGGAACAGGAGAGAAUCCAGGCCAAGAUGCGGGAGCUGCGGGAGAAGCAGGCCAAGGAGCGAGAAUAUGCAGAGAUCCAGGACAUCAUCAGCCACACCACCUUGAGCUCGGAAGAAGAGCACACCUACGCCGGCAUCGGCUCGCUGGACUUGUCGGUGGACGGCAGCAGCCUGGAGCCUUAUGGCAGUCACCAUCACUACCAUCUGCCUCAGAGUCCUGAGGGCCCUCUCCUUUCCUCCAGUCCUCACAUCAACAAGCCACCUCCAGAGGCCAUCUACGCUCAGGUCAACAAGCCUCGCAAUGGACGCCCCGUGUCUACUGAAAGCAAUCAGACGGCUCCCAGUAACCAUGACCGGAUACAAAGGCUCAGGAACGAGUUCCAGCAGGCCAAGCAGGACGACGACCUGGAGGACCACCGGCACUCGUACAGCUCGGAUCAGACUUGGGGUACCAACGGGACGGAGGGACCGAGCGGGCGCCAUUCUGUGACCGUGGAGAGGCAGCGCCAGGAGGACCCGGGUACUUUCCAACAAGCACAAAGGCAAUACAGCUCUCUGCCACGGCCGCCACGUAAGACCCCGAGCAUCGCGUCCCAAGACGCACGGGACAAGGCUUACCCACCAGCAGGCGCCAAGGAUGACCCCCGCUACUCCGGCGCCCAUAACGGCUACCUGGGAACGUCCAACUACAACGCCCGAGUCGUCCUGGAGACGCAGGAGUUGCUGAGACAGGAGCAGAGGCGCAGAGAUCAGGAGGUCCCCAAGGGACAGGAACCGUCUAACAGAAACCACAAUCAGGAGCCCCCGAAAUCCAAGGGUCCCUACAGACAGGAUGUGCCCCCGUCCCCGGGUCAGCUGGCCAAGCUCAGCCGGCUUCAUCAGGGCUCUGAGAAAGGCCGGCCGUUUUAUCCCUAACAGGUACAAACAAAAAACCUUGAGACUGAUUUUACAUUCCUUCAAGAAGUGAGCAGAGAGUCCAAAUGCUGUCGUACUUUCAAGUAUUUAAUUUCCUUCAUGACAUGAACAUUAAUCUGUGUUAUGGUAUAUGUAAAAUAACGUUUUUUUGCUCGUAUGUAUAUACGUGCCUUACCAGUUUCUACCUUUGGACUUUGUCACGAUCAAUUGGGGGCUGGUCCGGGAGUGCCCCAACAGCCCUCGGAAUGAGGAGAAGUCCCGGCAACGGAGAAAAUAUGAACUUUCCAAUAUUCGUUCAUCGGCUUUUAGGUUCCACUUCUCUCCUUCAUCCGACCGGCUCAGGUCGGGGUUUUUAAUUGAUGUACCUCGUUACAAAAUAAACCCCGCAUUUGUUUUGUUGUGGUGUGCGGCAAGGAGACAGAAACGGCAACCUUGUCGGCAAGGGUCCGGGCUUUGUUCGGAACGACUGGGACGUAAGUGAAGCCUGGCUCUGAGGUGUCGGUGCGGUUCCUUGCGGAA